CAUUGAUUGAUUAUUUUAUACUGUUUUAAUAAUUAUAGAAACCCUAAGCUUUUAUUUUGAAAUCUGCAGGUGGGUUUAUUUGGGUAGCAACCAGAAGCAUCCGCAACAAGACGCACAACUUUAACAUGGCGCUCAGUGCUCAGAUGGGGAAGUGCUCGCUGGACAGUACCUCAUUAAUCAGUAGUGAUCCGGAGAAACGUUCCCUGAAAACACACACCGAGGCUAAUGCCGUUAUUAUACAGAGACUAGAAAAGGAAAAUGCCAAGCUGAAAACGCAGUAUGAAGAACUGAGGUGUCAGUACGUGCAGCUCCUAGAGGAGGCCAAGGAGGAGAUGUUUGAUGAGAGGAGAGUCAAUCUGCUCAAGGCUCAGGUCAUGCAGCUGGAACGACAGGUGAUUUUGCUGUCUGAGGGCUUGAGCUCACAGGUCUGCCGCAGUCAGGAUGUGGAGAAAGCCCUUGAUCCUUUAACACAGAGAUUAAGAUCGCUGAUGCGCCCCGAGAAUCCUGCUGCUGAUGUGUUGAUCACUCGGACAGAGCUUUCGCAGCUUUUGGAAAGGUGUGAGGAUGUGAGACAGAAGCUGCACAGAAAUAAUAAGGUCACUUUCCCAGAUGAUUUUGCCAAGCCUUGGAUACUAAGUGGGUCGAAACUCAGCAAGCAGCCCAUCACUCUGCUGGAUCUCUGUUACGGCAAGACCAAUAACCUAAAUCUUCAGCAAGUGAGCGCCCUGGAGUCCAAGCUCAGCCAGCUGUUCAAACACCUGCACGGAAUGAGACAGACCCUCAGCCUCAUCCUGGCUCCUCAACAAGACCCUGACAAUCCCGCAGUACACACGGCUCCUACAGCCGUCUACGCUCGGCUGCUGAACCAGUCGCACCACUGCUGCACAAUCCUGGAUCGUUGUUGCCUCGACCUCCUGACCCUGUCUCUCAUCGUGCCCUCGGCACCCUGGGCCAACCCAGAGCAGUGGGUAAUUCGGGAGCUGGAGGUGGAGAAUAUCCUGGCAGCGCUGCCAGCUUUUCCCCGAGGAGCACCCCUCCAGCGGGCGAGGCGCGCCGCCCAGGCCCUGAGCCGAGCCGCCAAUUACUCAGUACUGAUGGCCCAACAGCAGGUGGAAGCUCUUCAGGCUGAGUUGGACUUCCACAGAAGCUUGUACAGCCUGCAGGUCCGGACCAUAGAGGAGCUUGUCCAGGGAAUCCGACAGGCUUAUCGAGCAUUCCAGGAGAACAUCUCUCAGAGUCUGUGUGUUCCACUGCAAGAUGUCCUUUCAUGUUAUGAGGAUCUGAGGAGCACAGCGUCAGAGGCUGCACUUCACCGCUUCCUGUCAGCUUUUAAGAGCAACUUGGCACAGAUACGAGAGGCGGUGGAUGCCUUCGGCCCUUCAAAGAGUGAAGGAGAUGAAGUUCUGGCACAGUAUGGUCACGAUUUCCUGCACACUGUGGAAAAGCUCCUGAAAGAGUGCACAGAGAAGAGAGAGAAAUCAGCAAGUCAGCUGCACUCCCUUCAGCAAGAGCAGCAUCAGGCCGUUCAGACCCUGCACGUCCUGCAAGCCCAGAGGAAGGAAGUGAGCAAAGAGAAGGCCCAGCUCCAAGCAGCACGUCCUGGGAAUGCUCAGACUCCUGAGACUGAGAGUUCUGCUGCUCGUUCUGGAAGUUCGGGAAAAUCCACAGCUGCACCUAAAGAUCCAUCCGUGGAAGCCGAGCAGAGAAAUCGAACAAUCCGAAGAGCUCUGUCAGUCCAUGUCACCAGAAACAGCUCGUCUCAAGAGAGGGGGGUCAACCAGAGGCCAGGCAGAGAGGAAGAUAGGCUGCAGAGGAGGAGUUCUUUCAGGAGCAAGAGCAGGAAGACAGCGGACAGACCUGAGUGGCAGACCUAAACAUGUUGAGAGAAAGUCCAACCUCUCUGUUUUCAUACUACCCGCCUGUCCUGUGAGAGAGUGAGCGCUUGAAAAGUGAGGUGGUUA
Molecule: messenger RNA, 1961 nt
Organism: Tachysurus vachellii
Lineage: Eukaryota; Metazoa; Chordata; Actinopteri; Siluriformes; Bagridae
Exons: 12
Coding region: 126-1874 (582 amino acids)
Source: RefSeq, a predicted model, not a curated record